AUGGCCGGCCGCGUCCUGCUGCUCUGGGGGCUCCUGCUCCUCCUCGUCCUCCCCCAGGUGCGGCUGUCAGUGUUUCUCUCAGCCCCGAGAGCCAGUGCAGUUCUCGGGAGGUGGAGGCGUGCUGGCUCCUACCUCCUGGAAGAGCUCCUCCAGGGGGACCUGGAAAGGGAGUGCUACGAGGAGAUCUGCGUCUACGAGGAGAGCAGGGAAGUGUUUGAGGACGAUGUGCUCACAGAGGAAUUCUGGAGGCAGUACAGGGGUGGCUUUCCAUGCACCUCCCAGCCCUGCUUCAACAACGGGUCAUGCCAGGACCACAUCCGUGCCUACACCUGCACCUGCUCCCCUGGCUAUGAGGGCAAGAACUGCGAGAUGGCUACAAACGAAUGCCACCCCGAGAGGACAGACGCGUGCCAGCACUUCUGCCACCCAGGACAAGUGUCCUACAUGUGCAGCUGUGCACGGGGCCACCGGCUAGGCCCAGACCACAAGGCCUGCCUCCCCAUGAACCCAUGUGCGUGUGGGGUCCCAUAUCCUGGACAUGCCACCUCGGCAGGCAGAAGCUGGCCCCGUCCUCCCAGCUUCCCUUGGCAGGUCAAGUUAACAAAUUCCAAAGGGCAAGACUUCUGUGGUGGUGUUCUCAUACAGGAAGAUUUUGUGCUGACAACAGCUAAGUGUUCUCUGCAACACAGAAAUAUUAGUGUGAAAGUGGCAGUGCCACAGGCGAUCAGGAUCAAGCGUGUUCACGUGCACCUGUGGUAUGAGGAGGAGUCAGGGCAGAAUGAUGUCUCCUUGCUGGAGCUUGAGCAGCCGGUGCCAUGCCCAGCCUUGGGGCGCCCUGUCUGCAUACCUGAGAGAGACUUUGCUGAGCGGGUCCUCAUCCCGGGGACACAGGGCCUUCUCAGUGGCUGGAUCCUCAAUGGCACUGACCCAGGCACUGUGCCAGCUGGACUGCCAGUCACAUAUGUAGAUGGGGAGGAGUGUGAGCAGGCCCUGAAUGUGACUGUCACCACGCGGACCAGCUGCGAGCGGGGCGAGGUGACACCGGGGCAGUGGCUGGAGGGAAGUACCGUCACCAGAGAACACCAGGGCACCUGGUUUCUCACUGGGAUCCUGGGCUCAUCCCCAGCACCACCACCGGCCGGGCAGGCACACAGGUUCCUGCUCACUACCAUCCCCCGGUACUCAUUGUGGUUUACACAGACGAUGAAGUAA
Messenger RNA from Dipodomys spectabilis (banner-tailed kangaroo rat), 1212 nucleotides. RefSeq names its product protein Z, vitamin K dependent plasma glycoprotein (gene Proz). Gene Ontology annotation, cellular component: extracellular region. NCBI's taxonomy places the organism in Eukaryota, Metazoa, Chordata, Mammalia, Rodentia, Heteromyidae. The transcript has 9 exons. Gene Ontology annotation, molecular function: serine-type endopeptidase activity; calcium ion binding. Gene Ontology annotation, biological process: proteolysis; blood coagulation. The record is from RefSeq and is a predicted model, not a curated record. The coding region runs from base 1 to 1212 and encodes 403 amino acids.